This is a messenger RNA of Rangifer tarandus platyrhynchus (Svalbard reindeer), 1590 nucleotides long. Lineage: Eukaryota; Metazoa; Chordata; Mammalia; Artiodactyla; Cervidae. The record is from the annotation of a GenBank genome assembly.
AUGUUGAAGCAGCAGGUAAAGCUCUACCCGAGUGUCCUGGGGCUGCUGCAGCAAACAACCAGUUUGGGGCCAGUGUACAGCAGAAAUGGAUCUCUCCCCGUUCUGGAGCCAGAAAUCCACGUGAAGACGGAAUUCCGGAAGUUCAGUCAUCUGGCCCGGUUUCCCAGCAGCAGCGGAGCUGGCUUUGAGUACAGAAGUGCCACCGUCUCUCGGGCCAAGAACUCGGACCGUCCGACGAGUGAGGGGCUGCCAGGAGAGCCCUUCACAGAAGGUCCGCUGAGCCCUGACCUCGCGAGUGCCGGGCAGGGCCUGGCCUUCCACGUGGAUAAGUGGAGAGAGUGCCGUCUGGACGGUGAACUCAGUGCCAAAGAUAAAGGCAGGCAGAGUGUUCUGCUGGCUGAGGGCGCCAGGAGCUGCGGCGAGUCGUUAACCUCGGCCGCCUGCACCUUGCCGGGGCCCAGUGCCUCCUGCCUGCCUUCCUGGAAAGGGCCCCAGGGCUGUGACCUGGGAGUCGGUCUGUCUAACGAGCUGGAACGGCAAUUAGGCACACGCUCCCUCCCCAGGGACCCCGGCUCUCUGGAGCCAGAGCGCAGGGGCCACCAGGGCCUGGAAGGGGGCCCUGGACCCCCCUUGGAGCAGGACACGGGCCUACGAAGACUUUGCUCAGAGACCAGGUCCCUGGACGAGAGAUUGCCCGAGGAGGGGCGGGGCAGGUAUCCUGUGCUGACCUCUCUUGGCUACACUCUGAGCUCCCUGAGGUCAGGUUCUUGGUGUUCAAUGGGCUCCCAGAUUUGGGCCCAGAACCUGGCCUCUACUGGGUGUUUUGACCUCGUGACCAGCAGACGGAACUCUGAGGAUGCCCAGCUGACCGAGUCAGAAGGGCAGCAGCUCGCCUGGCCUGUGCGGGGUCGGACUCCCCUGCUCCCUGCUCCCUGGGUCCUCAGAGCAGCCCUCGUAGGGCUGCCUGGGGAGCGGAGGAGGAGGCUCCCCCCUUGCCAGCGGGCGCUGCGGGCCUGGUACAGGGUGUCCUUCAAGGGCCCAGCCACCCGGCCGCCCCGGCUGAGGCUCCAGCAGAAACGAGUUUCCGUGUCCCAGCUGGGGUCUGACCCACAGGACCUGAAAGCGCCGUGGACAAUGGGCGUCCCCCACAGAGGCAUCGGGGCGCCUCGGGGGCUGGCAAGGGCUGUGCAGCGCUCUCGGCUGCUGCCUCUAAGCGCCGGGAGGGAGGCGCGGCUCGAGAAGCCCAUGGCCCAGGCUCUCGGCAUGAAAGUGCCCUGGCAAGGGUCCCACACCUCCCGGUCGCCGCCUCAAUCAUCCUGGCCGCAGGACACGGGAUGGCAGGGCACAGAGACAGACAAGGCCUGCCCACCCUCCGAGACGGUAGGCCUGAGCAGGAAGCAGUGGGAAACUGACCUCGGGGGCCUUGGAAUCAGGAUGGCACGCGGGCUGUCUGUCUCUGUGCCCCUUUCUCUGGCUCUACCGUCGUCCUCCUACAGCCCCGACCCCCUCUCUGGCGCGCUCCUGAGACUGGCCGCUCCAAACGCCGACCUCAUCCUUCCCGCCAUGUGCCGGGUGUUUGGGAUGGCGUGA